CGCCUGCGUGCAUCGGGAGGCGCGCACCGCUGCACGGAGCGCAGGCCGGCACGCAGGAGCGAGCUUCGCCCAGGGCUGCUGUUUAGAUAAGAGAUUUGUGAGUUACAGAGCACGAGCUCCUUCACGUGACCAGAACUGCACAGGGACUUGUUUGAAAUAAUGUGCAGAUCCAGGCUGUAGACAGAAAAACCUGCUGGUAGCAAUGGAUACUAAGAAUUAAACUCUAGGCUGAAGAACAAUGGCUUCCUUCAGCAACCUGACUAUUGGUAUCGCUCUUGCCAGUUUUACCAUAUUCCAGCUCCUGUUCCAUGUUUUAAGCUCUUGGGUAUCCGCGCGGAUAACACCUGGUUUUAGCAAUCUCAGCCAAAAAAGGAAGAUUGAAUGGAAUUCAAGGACAGUGUCCACAUUCCAUGCCUUGGUGGUUGGUGGAUUUUGUCUGUAUAUUUUGUUGUACGAUGAAGCUGUUAAUGCUGACCAUCUCUGGGGUGACCCUUCAAUUGUGAAACUGAAUAUUGCUAUUACCACAGGCUACCUCAUUUCUGAUUUGUUGCUUAUUAUUUGCUACUGGAAGGCAAUUGGUGACAAAUUUUUUGUAAUACAUCACUUGGCAGCUCUGUAUGCUUAUUAUUUUGUACUGAGCAAAGGUCUGCUGGCUUAUUUUGGGAACUUCCGUCUGCUUGCAGAAUUCUCCACUCCUUUUGUCAAUCAGCGGUGGUUUUUUGAAGUACUGGGAUAUCCCAAAUCUUCAAAGGCUAACAUGAUCAAUGGUGUGCUGAUGACAGUUGUGUUCUUCGUGGUGAGGAUUGCCGUCAUGCCUAUGUAUUACAGCCGUGUAUUUUCUUCGUUUGGAACUGAGGGUUUCCAGAGAUUAGGAUUUGCAGCCCAGAGUGCCUGGAUUAUCUCAAGUGUUGUCUUGGAUGUUAUGAACCUGAUGUGGAUGGUCAAAAUUACGAAAGGUUGCUACAAAGUUAUUUGUCUUGUUGGACAGGAGGAAGCCAAAACUCAUAAAAAUGGAAAAUCUGACUAGAGAUCAUACGCAUAAACAGAAAUUUCUGCUAUGAAAAUUAUUUGGGUUCACUGAACCAGUGCACAUUUCUGCCAUGGAAUGCUCCUCUUAAGGAAACAAGGUAUUACCUCUGUACUGACCUUACUCUUUCCCUAGCCACACUGCCUGCGCACCCAGGGCCACGCUUUAAGGAUCUUCUCCAAUGAGGAAUAGAAGCAAACGUUCACAGAAAUGAAUGCUACAUGUUCUGAGCACUUAACAAACUACUGACAUGAGGAAGGAGCAGACUGGUUACUUGGCUGUUGUCCACCAGUGUGUCUGAAGUGUUUCACUCAGGUUUCUCAGAUUAAUGUGUUUUAUAAAUCUAGUGAAUAUUGAUAUCUCUCUUUUAUAAAAACAUAAACAAAGCUCCCCAAACUCAUGAUAUGGUGCAAUUUUCCUGGCAAGUUUCUAUAUUUUCUUCUAGGAAUAACAAUCAAGAUUUCAUUCUUGAGAACUUUUUAAUUUUUGCAAGAGAUGCUAAAAGUCUAGCUCUGAUUCUGUGAAGUCUUUUACUGCUUUUUGUUCUGCCUUGUAGGAAUGCAAACCAUUUGGGGAAAUUUAUGAAAUAAUUUUAUCUAAAAUGCUGUAUUAUAAGACCAUACGAGAUAUCUUCAGAAUGGUUAAAAUUCUCUGAUUUUUAUAGGAAGGAUUCAUUUCUGCUUUUUUAGAUUGCAUGCAAGAGCACAUCUACUAAAUCAGCCGUGGAAAUGAGUUCAUAAGUUAGUAUGGUAAAUUAUGUUUGGGAACAGCAUAAUUCUUACUGUAGUGCUUUUUUCCUUUGCUGCUACUGCCUUUGAGAAGUAUUGCAACUCUGCUCAGAGUUAACCAUUGACUUUUGGGAUAUGAAGCUUACUUAGAAAAAGAUAAAAUUAUUCUGUAUGUGCGCCAUGGAACUUACAAUGAGCCUUUUCUUUUUUUUUUAAUCACACAAGUGACCCAUUAGAUAUGAUUGCUGAUUUUUAUUGUCAUGUUUUCCUUGUUAAUCACAUCUGAGCUGUUGACUAAAGAACACUCUUGAAUUAACAGUGCCAAACUUCUUUCAACCUGUGACAUACAGUGACAGCUCACAUCUGUAGGCACAACAUUUUAUUUUCAGAACCACAUAUUUGUCAAUAGGCACUCUGUUCCUCCUUCUGCAGACUUAAAACUUGGAGGACAUUGGAGACAAAUCUUAGUGUCUAGGAGGAAUGCUCUCAAUCCAAAUUGUAUUAUAAUUUAAGGAAUUUUAUUUUUUUUAUGAUUUUGAGAGCAGUAUUUGUGUAUAGUUUUGGUUCUGUUUUGCUUACUUUUAAUCAUAUCUGAAUUGAGGUUGAUUAACUUCUGUUUCUUGAUUUAUUUUUUUUUAAUUAUUAUUUUUGAACAUUGUGUUGUUAGUUAAACCUUCUAACAAAGUGUGCUAAAUGUACACAUUUUCACUUGGUACUUCAGUACACAUACCAAGUAUUGUAGCAGACUGUGUGUAAGAAAUUUAUUUUUAAACAAAGAGAGGAAUAUUUAUGGGAUAUUUUGUUUUCCUUUUUUCCUGUUCCCCUUAACAAAGCUGUGUGGAAUCAGCCCUCACCUCUGCAGACCGCAGUGUCAGUGCACCAACACUACGAUGCUUUUGAGCAAGAAACAGGGUUUGUUUCCCAGGAAUCAGAUGUCAGUGAGCCCCAGAGAGAGCCCCAUGGACUUAUAGCCAAGGCAGCUGUGUUGAGUUCCCAGUUCCAGGGAUGUCAGAGAGUAUUGUUUGAUAUGCACAAUACUGGCUUUUAUCCGCUUGGUUUCACUGGGCAGACGUUUUCCAGUACUGUUUCCAAUCCUGCCCUCUUGAGGGAGAUGUCUAAGACUGCUUGUUCAGUUCUACAAUCACCUUCAAAUGAAGUGAAUUCAAACAUCUUGGAGAAUAUGCUUGAAAGUAGAAGUAUCCUUGUAUUUUAUUCAGGAAGUAGGAUGAAAAACUGGUAAGGAAGAUGAGUUGAAGCAGCUUUUAAGAUGAAAGCUUCUCAAAGUUCAUCUCAACUUCACAUUAAUCUUUGACAUCUCUGUAUCAUUUUGUUUUGCUUUAUUUUCAGUGUAGAGCAUUCACUAAAACAGUUGGUUUGCUUUACUUCUAGAUAGAUUUGUGCAUCAUAGGGGGGAAGUCAAGCUGUAAUAAGGUUGUUUUAUAAGUAGAUUGGAAAUGGAAAAACAAGCCUGCAGAGUACAUACUGGACAACAACUCAAAAUAGAAGGGCAUUGAGGUAAUUCUUUAGAAGACGCAAUGUUUUGGAUUGCUGCAUGAAAUUAAUGUGAUAUUUCAGUGUAUUACUGUUCAGUUCUGAUGCAUCUACUAUGUGUGAGAAGGCAACUGUCUAGGGAAAAAGCAUUAUUAACACUUGUCUAGUUAGCGAGAACUGUAGUCAGCAAUUUGCAAAAUUAUAUUGUAUUGAAUACAUUAGGAUAGAGCACUCUUACCUGCCACUACAAGUUUAUAACACAGCAAAUUAGAUGGCCUUGGCACCUAUUUUUUCAAUUACGCCUUCUUAAUUUAAAAAUGAUGUUGAAAUAUUGACAUCAUUUUACGUUUCAAGCUUGUCUCUUUGCUUUUUUUUAUGCAAGAAGUGCAUGAUUAGUAGGAUUUUCAUAAAUGUCAUCUCCAGAAUGUAAUAUUACUUUAAUAGUGACUUAAAAAUUCUAUUUUGACACUUGCAUUGUAAAGCAGACAGUUGGUAUAUCGCCAGGUGACUUUGCUGUGGACGUAUUGAAUGGAUGGAAUUAGCUCAGUAAAAAUGCUCAAAAAUCACAUUUUAUUUUUUAUAUUCUUCAGUACUCCAUUACAUAAAAUUAGUGUGGUGAUCAUGAGAGCGUCUGUAUGUGCUGUAUUUAAGUAUGCCAGUUUCUCUAUGGUUUUACUUUGUCAUCAGGGAUGAAUAAAUACUGCUCUCAGAGCUACUAUAGGGGAAUGGUAGGUCAAGUUUUGCUUUUAUAAUUGAUUUGUGGAAGCAGUACUUGCAGAGGGGAAAAGUACUUCAAAUCCUCGUUUUCUUGGUGAGCGUUCCAGCGGAUUUCAGUGAAGUCAAGAGCCUUAUUGCUACAGAGAUGUUUAAUGGGUAUCUGUACACAUAGUGAUACAAAUUUUAUCUCUGAAACCUACUCUACCUCUAUAAGUAAAUGCUCUUUUGGGUGAGCUCAGCACUUUCUUAAUUGCUUAAAAAUAGAAUCUACUGAAUAAUGAAAGUUAUUCUAUGAGCAGGAUAAAUGAGAGGAGCUGAUUGAUGUAUAUAAAUUCUUAUCAAUUCCAAAUUUUAUGUCAAAGUUUAUUAAAAAUAAAUUAAUUACAAUGUUUGGAAGGUAAUCGCUUUCAUCUUUACAUUGAAAAUUAUGCUGAAGCAUUAUUCAUACUGAAAAAUUAAUGUUAAUCUCUGAGUAAAAGCUUACUUACACAAGUGAGCAGAUACGUUCAAGCAUAUUUAAAGAAGGGAGGUGGAGGAGAUGCUGAGUACAACUGCUGCUGUGGCUGGGACAAUGGUAGAAUGACAAGCAGCAGAAAGGUUAUGUAUUCCUGUAUCUCUGUAAUGGUACAAAGUGAAACUAAAAUUUCUUUUCAAGCUGUAUAAAAAGGCUUCUAAGUUGUUGAUUUCUGUAUGAAGAUGACUUGUGUGUGUUCAAGUAUAUGUACAUACAAGCUUUCUGUGAAAGGUCUUUUAGUAGAAAAGUUUGUGAAAUUGUUUUGUAAAGCUUCUGCUGAGCCAUUCAGGGGAAAAUAAAGGGCUGACUCAAAAUUACUCCAGCUGAAGGUCUAUUACAGUGUUCAGCAAUGGGGAAAGCCAUGUAGAGAGGAACUAGAAUUUUCAGAUGAGCAAUACAAAUGUAGAAGGCUGUGAGAAGUAUGUGUAGCCCUCUUUCCCAUUUAAUAAUAGCCUUCCAUAGAACUUCAUUAACCAGUUGCAAGGAACUUCACAAGGCAGGACUUGUUCCUGGUAAAGUGUCUCUACCCAUGGAAUGCAUUUGACAGCUGGAGAAAGAACAGUACUUUGCUGCUGAGGUCCUGGCACCAGUCAAAUGGAAAAAAAAUUAUUAAUAUUUACUAACUUUAACAUUCAUCCAAACCCUGGGUGAAAUCUCUUUGCUGGACAGGUGAAGGACAGGUUUUCUGAAAGCAACUUGAAAAGUCUUUUUAUGGAGGAAAGAAAGAAAGAUGUGCUGCUUGGGAUGUUUAGAACUCUGGGAUUAAGCAUCAGAUCAAUACUUUUAGGUGAUAACACUUAUGAUUUCUUAUCCAUUUAAAAUCUCUACUAGCUACCUCCUUCGGCAUUCUUGCUCUAUUUAUAAUAACCAAGCACUUUAUAGCUCAGUAAAGAAUGGAAGGUAGCUAUGAAGAAUAACUUGUAUUGUUUGGUAUAAGAAAUAUUUUGUCAAAAUUCCUUCUGAGAUCAGCUUCACGGUGGGGUGUCCGAAGAGGGCAUCUGAUAGCAAUGUACAUAAAUUUUUAAUCUACUUGUAAUAUAAAGGAAAUGUCUUUAAGAGAGUGGUUUAUGAGGAGUUCAGCAUGCCUCGGUAUCAACCAUAUAAUGAUGCAGUGUGCUAUUUAUAACUUCUUAGUCAUUGAAAUUGAAAAUAUAAAAACAAAUAAAAUAUUC
Molecule: messenger RNA, 5649 nt
Organism: Lagopus leucura (white-tailed ptarmigan)
Lineage: Eukaryota; Metazoa; Chordata; Aves; Galliformes; Phasianidae
Product: TLC domain-containing protein 4-B-like
Exons: 8
Coding region: 239-1027 (262 amino acids)
Biological process (GO): lipid homeostasis
Cellular component (GO): endoplasmic reticulum; membrane
Source: RefSeq, a predicted model, not a curated record